Molecule: messenger RNA, 4398 nt
Organism: Prunus armeniaca (apricot)
Lineage: Eukaryota; Viridiplantae; Streptophyta; Magnoliopsida; Rosales; Rosaceae
Source: the annotation of a GenBank genome assembly
AUGAGUCUCAGAGUUAUUCAAACUGUGGGAGCGAGGAUUGCGGAUCAGGUUGACCAGAUGUCUCCUGAGUCCAACGAUGAUUUCAGCCCCCCCCCCGGUUUCUCUCCUCCAGCCGUGGCUUCUUCAAGCCACCAGCACCGCCACAUACCACGGCCGGCCACGGGACCGGUCAGGCUAGGACCGCCGUCACUCCAUCCUUCAGUUCCUCCGCAUCCCAGCCCCCGGCAGCAGCUCCGGCCGCCAGAAACAGCCCGAAAACAGCCGGUUUUUGACAGAAGUUUCGAGCUCUCGUUCUCUGUCGUCCGGUCACCAAAUCGGACGAGUGAGUUAGGUUUCAGCAGACUUUCGGGUCUCUGUUCCGGCCACUUCCGGCCACUUUUUGGGGCACCACGCGCUGCCAGCGCAUGUGGCGGUGCGUGGGCAGCAGGGUGGGGACCACAGUCAGUCAAGAACAGAGGAAAGAACUACGUGUGGCUUGAUCCCUCAGCAAGGGUACGUAGGCAGCCUACAGUUAUCAGGCGCAGCCACGAGUUAGGGGCUCAGGAUUUAUGUUACUGUGUUCAGGAACAACCCUUGCUACAGUCCCCCAAAGCUCCUACACAACCAAACUCAGGUAAGGUUGUUCCAAAUUCAACGCAUUCUAACCCUAUCCCACCAAAUGUGCCUUUUCCUCGCAGGUUUAUGCAAUCUAAGAAAGAAGAGAAUGAAAAAGACAUCUUAGAGACUUUCAGGAAGGUACAAGUUAAUAUCCCACUUCUUGACGCAAUAAAGCAAGUUCCAAGGUACACUAAAUUCUUGAAAGAGCUUUGUACAACAAGGAGGAGGAUUUCAAACAAAGAAGUGGUAAGGGUAAGUGAGAAUGUUUCCGCAGUUUUGCAACGAAAACUGCCACCUAAAUGCAAAGAUCCAGGUAGUUUCACAAUCCCUUGUGUUAUUGGUAACACCAAGUUUGAACAUGCCAUGUUAGAUUUAGCCGAUCGUUCUAAUGCAUAUCCGAAAGGAGUUUUGGAAGGUGUUUUGGUGCAGGUUAACCACUUGAUAUUUCCAGCAGAUUUUUAUGUGCUUGAGAUGGAGGAUUCGGCCCAUUCUACACCAUUGCCAAUCUUACUUGGACGACCUUUCAUGAAAACAGCCCGAACCAAGAUCGAUGUGUUCAAGGGGACGUUGACAAUGGAAUUUGAUGGCAAUAUCAUUGAUUUCAAUAUUUCUGAAGCUAUAAGGUACCCUAUUGAUGAUCACUCCUGUUUCUCUAUUGAUGCAUUUGAUUCUUUGGCGCAGGAAUAUCUCGAAUCCCUAGAUAGGGAUGUCCUUGAAACCACCAUUGUUCAAGGAAUUGAACUCAUCAAAAAUGGGGCCAAACCUAAUCAUGAAGAAAUUGGCGAGAUGGUGGCUGCCCUUGAGUCACUGCCACAAUAUGUUGGUAAGUCUCCAAUCCCAAUCCCAAUUCCCGUUUCUACUAACAAGUUGUUACCUUCGGUGAUUCAGGCACCCACUCUCGAGCUUAAACCGUUACCGAAUCAUUUGAAGUAUGUCUUCUUGGGAGAUAAAGAGACUUUGCCCGUCAUAAUCUCUUCAUCACUCACGGCAGUGGAGGAGGAAAAACUAGUUCGGGUGUUGCAAGAGUACAAAACAGCUAUUGGAUGGACUUUAGCCGACAUCAAGGGACUUAGUCCUACAACAUGCAUGCAUCGCAUACUUCUAGAGGAGGGGGCUAAACCAACUCGAGAGGCUCAACACCGACUCAACCCUCCAAUGAUGGAAGUUGUGAAAAAAGAGAUCAUUAAGCUUCUUGAUUGUGGGGUCAUUUAUCUAAUUUCGGAUAGUCGAUGGGUUUCACCGGUUCAAGUUGUACCAAAGAAAUCAGGAGUCACUGUGGUAAAAAAUGAAGAGAAUGAACUUGUCCCCAUUCGUAUCCAAACAGGUUGGAGAGUUUGCAUUGAUUAUAGGAAGCUCAACGCCACCACAAGGAAAGAUCACUUCCCUUUGCCGUUCAUUGAUCAAAUGCUUGAAAGGUUAGCUGGUCAUUCUUUUUAUUGCUUUCUUGAUGGCUAUUCGGGAUAUAAUCAGAUUGUUAUAGCCCCAGAUGACCAAGAAAAGACUACUUUUACUUGUCCGUUUGGUACUUUUGCUUAUCGACGAAUGCCAUUUGGUUUAUGUAAUGCACCAGCCACCUUUCAAAGAUGCAUGGUAAGUAUCUUUUCCGAUUUCGUUGAGAAGAUUAUUGAGGUUUUCAUGGAUGAUUUCAGUGUCUUUGGUGACUCUUUUGAUGGCUGUUUAACUAAUCUCAUGUUGAUAUUAAAACGUUGCAUUGAAACCAACCUUGUUUUAAAUUGGGAAAAAUGUCACUUCAUGGUAAAACAAGGCAUAGUUUUAGGACAUAUAGUUUCAGAAAAGGGAAUUGAAGUUGAUAAAUCAAAAAUAGGUCUUGUACGCCACUUACCCUCUCCCACUUCGGUGAGAGAGGUUCGUUCUUUCCUUGGACAUGCAGGAUUCUAUAGACGUUUUAUCAAAGAUUUCUCGAAGAUUUCAACACCCUUGUGCCGACUUCUACAAAAGGAUGUGCCGUUUGUGUUUGAUGACAAAUGUGAGAAGGCGUUCAAUCACCUCAAAGAAUUGUUAACUUCGGCACCUAUCAUUGUUCCACCAGAUUGGAGCCUUCCGUUUGAGCUUAUGUGUGAUGCUUCAGAUUAUGCUUUAGGGGUUGUUUUGGGACAACGGAAAGACAAGAAGCCACACGUCAUCUACUACGCAUCCCGAACCUUGAAUGAUGCUCAAUUGAAUUACUCCACCACUGAAAAAGAACUUCUUGCUGUUGUGUUUGCUUUAGAUAAGUUUCGUUCUUAUUUACUUGGUACUAAAGUUAUAAUUUACUCUGACCAUGCAGCUUUGAAGUACUUACUCGCAAAGAAAGAAGCCAAACCAAGGCUUAUUCGCUGGAUGCUUUUUCUUCAGGAGUUUGACGUGGAAAUUAGGGACAAAAGAGGAUGUGAAAAUGUAGUGGCUGACCACUUGAGCCGUUUGGUACAUGAAGAAGACCUUCUACCUAUUCCAGAGGCAUUCCCAGAUGAACAAUUGCUGACCAUUGAGGUAAGUGAGCCAUGGUAUGCUGAUAUUGUGAAUUAUAUUGUGUCUAAACAAGUUCCAAGCACCAUAACUAGGCACCAACGCGAUAAACUUAAAAAAAUUGCACGGUUUUAUGUGUGGGAUGACCCUUAUUUGUGGAAAUAUUGCCCUGAUCAAAUUAUUCGUAGAUGUGUGCAUGAUUCUGAGUUUAAUUCAAUCUUAACCUUCUGUCACACUUAUGCAUGUGGGGGUCACUUUGGUACACAACGCACAACACUUAAGGUUUUAGAAUGUGGAUUUUAUUGGCCUACUAUCUUUAAGGAUGCUAGAACUUUUUGUAUGACUUGUGAUCGUUGUCAAAGAACGGGCAAUAUAGGUGCAAAAGAUCAAAUGCCACAAACCCCUAUCUUUUCUGUUGAGAUUUUUGAUGUUUGGGGUAUUGAUUUCAUGGGCCCUUUUCCUUCUUCACAUGGUUUUAAUUAUAUCUUACUUGCUGUGGAUUAUGUUUCGAAAUGGGUGGAAGCAAAAGCCACCCGUACCAAUGAUUCCAAAGUGGUUGCAGAUUUUAUUAAAACUAACAUAUUUGCAAGAUUUGGAAUGCCACGAGUACUUAUAAGUGAUGGGGGCUCUCACUUUUGUAAUCGAACCAUAGAGGCACUACUUAAGAAGUAUAAUGUCACGCAUAAGGUUUCAACACCUUAUCAUCCCCAAACAAGUGGACAAGCCGAAGUUUCCAACCGGGAAAUCAAGCAGAUCUUGGAAAAGACAAUUGGACCAACUCGAAAGGAUUGGAGCUUACGUUUGAAUGAUGCAUUGUGGGCAUAUCGUACUGCCUACAAAACACCAAUUGGAAUGUCUCCUUUUCGGCUCAUUUAUGGGAAACCAUGCCAUCUUCCAGUUGAGUUGGAACAUCAUGCACAUUGGGCAGUCAAGACUUUCAACAUGAACAUUGAUGCCGCUGGACUUCAUAGGAAAUUGCAAUUGAAUGAGCUUGAGGAAAUUCGGACUGAAGCUUAUGAGAACGCUCAUAUUUACAAGGAGAAAACAAAGGCUGCCCAUGACAAGAUGAUUCGUAGUAAAACAUUUUCUGUGGGGCAGAAAGUGUUACUUUUCAACUCUCGCCUUCGUUUGUUUCCAGGUAAGUUGCGUUCUAAAUGGAUUGGUCCUUUUGUUGUUACUAAUGUUUUUCCCUAUGGUGCAGUCCAAAUUCAAAGUUUUAAGACGGGACAUGAAUUCAAAGUGAAUGGACACCGUUUGAAGCCAUACUAUGAGUCUUUUGAGGAGCAUGUAGUGGAGGAUGUACCCCUCCAUGCCAUUGGCCCUAGUGAAGCUUAA